This is a messenger RNA of Zophobas morio, 1449 nucleotides long. RefSeq names its product venom serine protease-like. Gene Ontology annotation, biological process: proteolysis. Gene Ontology annotation, molecular function: serine-type endopeptidase activity. Bases 187 to 1392 code for a protein of 401 amino acids. The record is from RefSeq and is a predicted model, not a curated record. The transcript is spliced from 8 exons. Lineage: Eukaryota; Metazoa; Arthropoda; Insecta; Coleoptera; Tenebrionidae.
GCGAAACUUCUAUUCGCGAAUUUGUCUAAACAAAUUGAAUCAAAAAAACACAUUUUAAUAACUGUCAAAUAUCUCUAAAAACUAAAAUGUAAGGGCUGUUAUUAACACAGAUUCAUUUUUGAACACCUACAAGGUAUACUAGGCAGGUGUUUUCUAACCAGCAGGAGUGACUUACGGCUUCUACUAAUGGGCUUCAGCACCAUUUUUAACUUCCUAAUCCCGAUGUCGGUAGCAAUAGACCCAAACUGCGACUUCGAACAAGAAAUGAAGAUGGGAGUAAAAUAUUACGUGUAUAACCUAGGCUAUCCCGGGCUGUAUGCGCCUUCAAUUUCUUGUCGUUGGAUUGGCAAGAGUCCCGAAGGCACUGUAGUCGUAGUGACGUGUGAAGACAUAGAUGUGCCACUUAGUCAAGCCUGUCAAUUAGACCGUGUCGUCGUUUCUCUUACGGGAGAUCCACAGUUCUAUGAUGGGAUCGGUUACUGUGGGAAAAUUGGCAGAAGUCAUCUCUCCGAGAGCAAUGCCAUAUCCAUUGGUCUCUUUUCCUCCCAAUACACCAUCGGCGGCAAGUUCAUGUGUACCCUCACCGCCAUGCACAAGACCCCCAUCCCUACAACCAGCUCCAGACCCGCCACUUGCAACUGUGGUUGGAGGAAAAAGGUUAAAAUAGUGGGAGGAGAAGACACAGAGGUCAACGAGUUCCCCUCGAUGGCCGCCCUUGUAGACAAGUUCACUUACGACGCCUUCUGUGGAGCCUCCAUAAUUUCGGAAAUGUACUCGCUAACAGCCGCCCAUUGUCUGCUUCGCAAAAAACCCAGCGACUUGGGGUUGUUGGUCGGGGACCACAUCUUGUCUACAGGUAACGACACUGACGCAGCCACUCUCUAUAAAAUAUCGGACUUUAUAAUGCAUCUUGAGUACGAUUCUAACACGCAGGUGAACGAUAUUGCCAUUGUGAAGACUGUGAAGCCUAUCGAGUUUAGUCUCGAGGUGGGACCUGUGUGUUUGCCGUUCAGACACACUUGGAUGGAUUUCUUCGCCGAGACUGUAACUGCUGUGGGUUGGGGCUUCACCGACUUCUCCGGGAACAAAUCCGACACCCUUCAAAAAGUCGAUCUUUCCGUCGUCGCCAACAGCUACUGCGCCAGUGAAUUACCGGACCCAGUGACUGACCAGCAAAUCUGCACGUACGCCCCUGAUAAAGAUGCUUGUUUGAGUGAUUCUGGAGGACCUCUUUUUUGGGAGGACGAAGAGGCUAGGAAACUGAAUCUUGUGGGAAUCAUCUCGUACGGAAUUGGAUGUGCAACCGACAAACCUUCUGUUAACACUAGAGUUACUGCUUACUUGCCUUGGAUACUUUCGGAAACCACGGAUGCUGUUUAUUGCAUUAAAUAGGAAGAAGUGAUUGACUUAAGGGGAUUGUUUUAUGUGAAAAUAAAUUGCUUUGCUUAA